GGACGCAAUCCGGGCGUCGGCGGGGUGGGGGCAGCGCCCCGGACUCCCAGACCCAGGGCGGGGUGAUCUCGGUUCGCGCACAUUCCCGGGCCCUGAGAGCGGCGCCCGGAAUAGCAGCCCCGGGGCAGAGCGGGGGGUCAGUGCCCGCGCCGCGCCUCCGUCCGAGCCCGCCAAGGUCACCGGGACCGGGCGCUGCACAGCAGCCGGCGACUGCGGGGCCCUGCGCUCCAGUGCGCCGGGCAGUCCCCUGCCGCAGAUCCGCUCCCGCCGCGCGAGGGCGCCCGGGGCCGCCGCCCCUCCUCGCCCCGGCCUGGGCGCGCCCGUGGAGGCCGCAGUGGGAGGGGCCGUCCCAGGCUCCCCGCGCCCGGCACCUCGGGCCCCGCCGCUUCCGCCCGCCCUGCGGCCGCUCAGGGAGCCGGGACGCGCUGCCUGGGCUCUGCGCAGCCGAGUGUCCCUGUGUCACCCAGGCUGGAGUGCAGUGGCCCCAUCUCAGCUCACCGCAACCUCUGCCUCCCGGGUUCAAGCGAUUCUCCUGCCUCAGCCUCCCGAGUAGCUGGGACUACAAGCGUGCGCCACCACGCCCGGCUAAUUUUUGUAUUUUGGUAGAGACGGGGUUUCACUAUAUUGGCCAGGCUGGUCUCAAACGCCCGACCUCAGGUGAUCCGCCUGCCUCGGCCUCCCAAAGUGCUGAGAUGACAGGCCGGGGUCACGAGGAGGGUGUGGAUGGCAAGUGACUUCAUCCCUGCCCCGACAGAUGGAGAAACUAAGGCUCAGAGAGGCAGUCAGCCUCCUCCCCGUCCCUGCUCCAGCCUCAGCAGUGGCCCCUUCCCUCCACGGCCACCCCGUCGCUCAGUCCCACCCCCUCCACCGAUGAGGCCAUGAGGCACCGACUGGACCCAGGCCAGGUCACCCCUUUCUGCCCCACCCCCAAUCCGGAGGACUCUCUGCUCUCUGGGAGCUGAGGGAGCCCUGGGCCCGGGGUACAGCUGGGGGCCUCUGCCAGGGACCCAACUCCUGACCCAGCCCCUGCCGGCCGCACCUUCUGUAGGGUCUCACAGAAUCAUGGACUGAGUCCACCUGGCCCCCACUGCACAGAUGGGGAAAUUGAGGCCUGAGACAGUGGAGUGGCUGGCCUCAGGCCACGCAGAAAGGCCCCGCCUCUUCCAGAACCUCCUGCUCUUCCUGUGGGCCCUGCUGAACUGUGUUUUGGGGCUCAGUGCUCAGGGUCCAGGCGAGUGGACCCCGUGGGUGUCCUGGACCCGCUGCUCCAGCUCCUGCGGGCGGGGCGUAUCUGUGCGCAGCCGGCGCUGCCUGUGGCUUCCUGGGGAAGAGCCAUGCUGGGGAGACUCCCAUGAGUACCGCCUCUGCCAGCUGCCAGACUGCCCCCCAGGGGCUGUGCCCUUCCGAGACCUACAGUGUGCCCUGUACAAUGGCCGCCCUGUCCUGGGCACCCAGAAGAUCUACCAGUGGGUGCCCUUCUAUGGGGCGCCCAGCCAGUGUGACCUCAACUGCCUGGCCGAAGGGCACACCUUCUACCACAGCUUCGGCCGCGUCCUGGAUGGCACCGCCUGCAGCCCGGGUGCCCAGGGGGUCUGCGUGGCUGGCCGCUGCCUAAGCGCCGGCUGUGAUGGGUUGCUGGGCUCCGGCGCCCUCGAGGACCGCUGCGGCCGCUGCGGAGGCGCCAACGAUUCGUGCCUAUUCGUGCAGCGCGUGUUUCGCGACGCCGGUGCCUUCUCUGGGUACUGGAACGUGACCCUGAUCCCCGAGGGCGCCAGACACCUCCGCGUGGCGCACCGGAGCCGCAACCACCUGGCGCUGAUGGGGGGCGAUGGGCGCUACAUCCUCAACGGGGACUGGGCAGUCAGCCCGCCUGGGACCUACGAGGCGGCCGGCACGCAUGUGGUCUACACCCGCGGCCCAGGGCCCGAGGAGACGUUGCACGCAGCCGGGCCCACCUCCGACGACCUGCUCCUGCAGGUCCUCCUGCAGGAGCCCAACCCGGGCAUCGAGUUUGAGUUCUGGCUCCCCCGGGAACGCUACAACCCCUUCCAGGCGCGGGCGCAGGCCCUGGGCUGGCCCCUGCGGCAGCCUCAGCCCCGGGAGGUGGAGCCACAGCCCCCCGCAGCCCCCGCUGUCUCCCCUGCACAGACCUCACCCCUGGCCCCAGACCCCUGCCCACCCUGUCCCGACACCCGAGGCCGCGCCCACCGACUGCUUCACUAUUGCGCCAGUGACUUUGUCACUGUAGAUCCCGAGGUCCCACCUGACCCUCAGCCCCUCUUCUGGCAACGGGGGCAUGGAGAUUUUCGCAGAGUGGAGCCUGCAGCCAGCUCAGCGCCCACCCUGCCCACAGCGUUCCAGGCCCGCGUGCUGGGCCGCCACCGCCAGGCCCAGGAGACCCGCUACGAGGUGCGUAUCCAGCUGGUCUACAAGAACCGCACGCCCCUGAGGGCCCGCGAGUACGUGUGGGCGCCGGGCCGCUGCCCCUGCCCGAUGCUGGCACCCCACCGGGACUACCUGCUGGCUGUCCAGCGCCUCGUCAGCCCCGACGGCACACAGGACCGGCUGCUGCUGCCCCACGCCGGCUACGCCCGGCCCUGGAGCCCGGCCGAGGACAGCCGCAUACGCCUGACUGCCCGGCGCUGUCCUGUCUGAUCCCCCAGGAACCCUGGCCACACACACAGCAAGAAACAUACAUCUGACCAGGCUCAAAGUCAACGUAUUUCCCCUCUCGCCCUGGCUUCCAGGCUGCUCUGAAAUGUGUCCCACCUGCAGCAAUGUGACUCCCUCUCACACACAGACACCUCUGCAUGCUGCCACUGUCACCGUCACAAGCCGGCAGGCGCUGGUGAGGAAACACUGAGGACACUCUGACUUAUUUCACCUCUCUCCCUGGCUGCCAGGAAGCUCAUGGCUAUUUAUACUCAGAAAGUUGUUUUUUGUUGUUGUUUUGUUUUGUUUUUUAAACAUGGAACGCUUCACGGA
This is a messenger RNA of Callithrix jacchus (white-tufted-ear marmoset), 2985 nucleotides long. NCBI's taxonomy places the organism in Eukaryota, Metazoa, Chordata, Mammalia, Primates, Cebidae. The record is from RefSeq and is a predicted model, not a curated record.